Tetranychus urticae (two-spotted spider mite) is the source of this 2881-nucleotide messenger RNA. Its product is annotated as tyrosine kinase receptor Cad96Ca. Gene Ontology annotation, cellular component: plasma membrane; signaling receptor complex. Gene Ontology annotation, biological process: protein phosphorylation; positive regulation of kinase activity; cell surface receptor protein tyrosine kinase signaling pathway. The record is from RefSeq and is a predicted model, not a curated record. Gene Ontology annotation, molecular function: transmembrane receptor protein tyrosine kinase activity; ATP binding; calcium ion binding. NCBI's taxonomy places the organism in Eukaryota, Metazoa, Arthropoda, Arachnida, Trombidiformes, Tetranychidae.
AGAGAGCCAGAUGAGGGCAAAGCUUCUUGAUGCUGUGUAACCAGUUUAGUAACUUUGUUUGUCCCUGAUUUGGGUUUAAUGUUAACCCAACAAUUAGUUUAGCUCUAACUACAGUUCAAUUCUCUCUCUUUCUUUUAUUUUACCGUUCUUCUGAACCCGGAACACACCCGAUAUACUCAUCUGGUCAACUACUAAAAUCCAAAUUUGACUUCUGUUGGUUAAUAAUUUACUUUUCUGCCAUUUCUUAAGUGUUUAUUUUUGCUAAGCUUUUUUCCUAUUUGGAUGCCUUGCUGGCAUUCUCGAUAAUCUUAGUAAUGACUGUUACCUGAUGGAUUAAUAAUAUUGAUUAAGUUUAAUUAUUUCUUGUUUUCUGGUUACCCCUUGUUGACAAAAUCAUCUUUAAUAAAAAUUGCUACAAACAGUAAACACUAACAACGGUCAUAGACACACUGACAACAUGUAUAGACCUUAUGGUUUGCCAUCAAACAUCUUAUUACUCAGGAAUAUUGUGGCCUUAUAUUUAAUUGUUGUUAUAUUUGUGUUUUCUGGUUUGAUCAAGUCAACUCAUGGUUAUAACUCCAAUGGAUUAUCACAUCACAAUAGUCCACCUGUUUUUGAUUUUAAACGUGAUUGGAUUAUCAAAGAGACUGAGCCCUUAGGUCAUAAAGUUGCAACCGUUUCAGCUCAUGAUGCUGAUGGAGAUGAAAUCAAAUAUGGACUUGAGGCUGGUCUAUUUCGUGAUGGUCUUCAAUAUUUUAACAUUAAUCCUCAGACUGGACAAGUUUUUAUCAAACAGUCAUUAACUGGACAGGCUGGGAACAGUUUUUAUAUUCUUGUAACAGCUGACGAUGGCUACCAUUCGGCAAAAAUCGAAGUAAAUGCAAGAAUUGUUAAGCAAAAUAGUGAUAUAAAUGAUUAUGGCUUAAAUAAACCCUCUCAUCCCUUUUCACCUUUUCAUGGAUCUUUUCCUGGAUCCAUUUUUGGCCAAAAUGGACACAAUAAUGGAUCUCCAUCGAUUAACAUACCAAUCCAUCCAUUUUCAACACCAAAAGGAAUCCCGUCAACAACUAAAAAGCCAACAACUAGCAGCUCAACUGUGCCUGCAAAUAAACCAACUCAGAAAGCAAAAAACACAAUCAAACCUUCAUUUAAAGUCAAUGUUACUCGUCCAUUAGUGGCCUCAAACGCAUCAUUUACUCAUAGUUUUGUCAAUUCGUCAUCAAUUAAACAAACUGUUGCAAGUAAUAACUCAGUUUAUGUGAAAUCUACAACUCAAUCACCAAACAUAACAACGCAAUCAUCAAUCACAUUAACACCUUCAACAACUUUAAACCCACCAACAACACCAGAAACUGUGACAACUACUUUAAAGCCAAUUGUAUCAAAUUCUCAUCAUGGCUCUAAUCUUCAUCGACACUCUCAUUCAUCUUUUCAAUUGAUUUUUGAAAUUCUUCCUCUCCUUGCUACAAUCUUUUUUUUCACCUUCAUUGGUUUCCUCAUUUAUGGACUAAGUCGUUUCUGUACUAGUCGAUCCGAAUCAACUUCACACCUUGGUUCAUGGCCAAUGAUGAUUAAACCUUCAGCCAAUAAAUGUGACUCCAUAGAGACAUCUGUAUGCUCCAUUACUAGUGAUCUGGAGUAUCGACCAGGUCCAUUUUAUCCACCAAACAUUUUCCCUUCAGCACCAGAUAGUUACAACUUAUUUGGUCCCAACGAUUUAAACCCCAAACAAUUGAUACCAAAUAAUUUAGAUCAAUGGGAAUUUCCAAGACACCAUCUUCGUCUUUUAGGAAUCCUCGGUGAAGGCUGCUUUGGUCGAGUCUGGAAAUGUGAAGCCUUUAAUAUCAACAAUGUUGAGGGGGCAACAAUUGUUGCUGUUAAGACGACUAAAGAAACCUCGUCUGAGCAAGAAAAAAGAGACUUGAUGAGUGAAUUGGAAAUCAUGAGUCAACUUGAAUCACAUCCUAAUGUUGUCAGUUUGUUGGGAUGUUGUACUGAAAUUGAGCCUCGAUUCCUCAUACUAGAAUAUGUUCCUUUUGGUACUCUUCAAAGCUAUCUUAGAGACAAUCGCUCUGAAAGAUUUUACGGAAAUAUUCUUGGUGCAUUUACUUCACAAGAUUUAACAUCUUUUGGUUACCAAAUAUCAAAAGGAAUGGAAUAUAUCAGUUCCAAAGGGAUUAUUCACCGAGAUCUCGCAGCUCGUAACAUUUUAAUGGGAAACAAUAAAACGUGUAAGAUUGGAGAUUUUGGAUUCUCACGUAAAGUCACAAUCAAUCAAAUCUAUGAACGUAAAUCUGAAGGUCGUCUUCCUAUAAGAUGGAUGGCUCCUGAAUCAUUGUCAGAUAAUGUUUUCACCACUCAAAGUGAUGUCUGGUCAUUUGGUAUUUUAAUGUGGGAAAUUGUUACUCUUGGAUCAACUCCAUAUCCAGGGAUGUCCACCAAAGAAGUGAUGAGAAAAGUCCGUGAAGGAUAUCGUCUCGAAAAACCUGAACAUUGUAAACGAGAAAUUUACAAUAUAAUGUUUUAUUGUUGGAACAAAUUGCCCGAAGAUAGACCCGAUUUUCCUGAGAUAACCAAAAUGCUAGAUAAUUUGGUUACAAGUGAGAAUGAUUAUAUUGAGCUUGAUAGGUUUCCUGACCAUUCCUAUUAUAAUGUUAUUGCUAACCUUUCCGGAGAAAAGCUCUAAUCACAAUUAUUUGAUUUGAUCACAAUUAGUGGGCAAAUCAUUCUUUAAACUAUUCUCAUUAUUUUGAUAAUUUUUGUCAACUCACUAUUGUAUUUUUACCCAUCAUAUUCUGGUCAUUUUAACCCACUUUUGUUAUAUUUUUUUGCCAUAACCAUGAUAAAUUAUAUUUUAUUUAAAAUAAAUUGAUCAUUCUAA